Molecule: messenger RNA, 955 nt
Organism: Musa acuminata AAA Group (dessert banana)
Lineage: Eukaryota; Viridiplantae; Streptophyta; Magnoliopsida; Zingiberales; Musaceae
Product: early nodulin-like protein 17
Exons: 2
Coding region: 68-847 (259 amino acids)
Cellular component (GO): plasma membrane
Molecular function (GO): electron transfer activity
Source: RefSeq, a predicted model, not a curated record
CAUGAAGGGCGGACAAAAUCCAUAGAUGUUGUCGGAUGAUGGAUUAGCGCCACCUGUUACAUGAUCUAUGGAUUCUUGCGGGCCGUCCAACGUCCAUUUUGGGCCGAUCAGAUUCGGCUUGCUUCGGAACGGUUAUGAUGAUCAGACGCCACGUUCUCCGCUAAUUAAGCCGCCAAAACGGAACGGACACGUCCCGUCGCUUCCCGUUAUUUUCCUUCGUGCUGUCGCUUCUCCGCCAUCAAACCUUCUCGACUUCUCCCUCCCUGAAACCCUUCCCGAGUCAUUGUGCCGGUCACCGAAGAAAGGAGAAGAAGAGAGACGUAUGGCUUCGUCUUCCGCCCUGUGCAUCAUCAUGAUGGCCACCAUGUGCUCCCUCGUCGGAGCCACCAACCUUUACAGGGUUGGCGACGCCGAGGGAUGGCGGGAGCCGGACAAGAACGACGCCGCCAUGUACGACACUUGGGCUGGCAAGUACGCGUUCCGCGUCGGCGAUUCGCUCGCGUUCGACUACAAGAACGACUCUGUCGUUAGGGUCAGCAAACGAGGAUACUACCAUUGCAAUGAGACCGGAGGUGGGUCGGCGUCCAAGGACGGCAGCACAGUCUUUCUCCUGGACCAGCCCGGAUUCUACUACUUCGUCAGCGGCGACGUCGACCACUGCAAGAGGGGACAGAGAGUGAUGAUAGAGGCAUUGGAUGCUCAGCGACCUCCUGCGGCUGCCGGGCCGGCGCCAUCUCCGCUUCCGAGUUCUGCAGUCUCAUGGACAGCAACAGCUGCGUCUCUUCGUGACAUGGUGGCGCUUGGUUCCCUUCUAUUCGUGGCUUCUUACUGCUCAUAUCUAUCAUAGAUAGUGUCUCUGUUUCGUUUAGGCUUACCAAACGAGGGAUUAUGGUUGAGAUCUUUGGUGUCUGCUAUAUUAGUCUGCAACUUCUUCAAGUGUUUUCUUAAUCUUCGU